AUGCGCGGCCGCCAGCGCCGCUCUUCGGUUGCGGCCCCUCGCCUCCCGCCCGUGGGCUACAAUGCCUUGGUCUCUCUCUGCUUCCCUCCUUCCCCAGAUUCGAAGCUUACCGAGACCUCGAUGAUUCUAGCUGGAAGAGACGAGAUCGCACGCUCCGAAUCUCAGCACGGAGCAGCAGCCUCAGAAAACGACUAUGCUGGCGCUGGAACUGUCGGCCCCGUGGACGACGACAACCCGGAGGACGGUGGCGGCCCCCGUCCCGAGGCCGAGCAACAGCAGGAGGAGCCGGCCCCCCUGGCCGCGGAGGGGCCACAGCCCAGAGAGCGGGGACAGCGCCGCUACCGCACCGCCUUCACCCUGUGGCAGCAGCGGGAGCUGGAGCUCAUUUUCCGGCACAAUCAAUACCCCGACGUGUUCGCGCGAACGCCGGAGCCCUCCCUUGAGCUCAACGCUUGGGACGGUGCCUAUGCGGUUUUCGCGGCUGUGAAACGGACGAAAACUGUACUGGGGCGGGGGUGGGGGUGGGGUGGUGAAGGGGGCUUGGAAAAUUUAAAACAAGCAAGAAAUGUGCAGUCAUAUAUUUCAUUUCAUCCACAAUUCCAAAUACUGAACGUUUGCAAUUCCCCCCUCAGAGAGGAGAUUGCAGGACGCCUGGAUUUGACUGAAGCCAGAGUGCAGGUUUGGUUUCAGAACAGAAGGGCCAAGUGGAGGAGACAUCAGAGAGUACAAAUGCUCAGAAAUAUGCAUGCCAUCACCCUGGGCUUCCCUGUGGGGAUCAUCUGGGGUGGGCCCUAUAAUGCCAUCCCUGUUCUGAAGCCUGCUUGGAGAUGUGUUCCUGUGGUUCCACAGCCAUUCAGACCACCUGUGCCACCUGGGCAGCCUGUGCCACCUGGGCAGCCUGUGCCACCUGGGCAGCCUGUGCCACCUGGGCAGCCUGUGCCACCUGGGCAGCCUGUGCCACUUGGGGUUCCUGUGCCAGCCAUGUACCCUGUGCCUGCCUUUGGUGUGGCCCCUAUAGGCGUGGCAUGGGCCCCUGUCAUCCAUGGUCAUUUCAUAGGUCCUAUUUUCUAA
Molecule: messenger RNA, 1071 nt
Organism: Loxodonta africana (African savanna elephant)
Lineage: Eukaryota; Metazoa; Chordata; Mammalia; Proboscidea; Elephantidae
Gene: ESX1
Product: ESX homeobox 1
Exons: 4
Coding region: 1-1071 (356 amino acids)
Biological process (GO): regulation of transcription by RNA polymerase II
Molecular function (GO): RNA polymerase II transcription regulatory region sequence-specific DNA binding; DNA-binding transcription factor activity, RNA polymerase II-specific
Source: RefSeq, a predicted model, not a curated record